AUGUCCGGACUUGACACGUACAAGACGCCCCUCGAUGGCAGAUAUGCCAGCGAGGAGGCCAAGAAGCUGUUCUCCCAGCGCAACCGUCACUCCACCUGGAGACAGCUUUGGCUGUGGUUGGCCGAGAGCGAGAAGGAGCUUGGCAUCGACGGAAUCUCUGAGGAGGCUUUGGAGCAAAUGAGAGCUCACCUGACAUUGACCGAUGAGGACUUCAAAGUGGCUGCCGUUGAGGAGAAGAGACGUCGUCAUGACGUGAUGGCUCACGUUCACGCUUUCGGCCAAGUUGCGCCUGCCGCCGCUGGCAUUAUUCACCUCGGGGCGACGAGCUGCUUCGUCACUGACAACGCAGAGCUCAUCCUGAUGAGAAAUGCUAUGGACCUUCUCUUGCCCAAGCUGGCCAAGGUCAUUCACAACCUCUCUCAGUUCGCUCUUCAGCACAAGGAGCUCGCAACUCUGGGAUUCACCCACUACCAGGCCGCACAACUCAUUACCGUGGGACGCCGCGCCGCACAAUGGAUCCAGGACUUGUGCAUGGACUUGAAGAACAUCGAGACCGCGCGCGAGCGUCUGGCCUUCCGUGGUGCGAUGGGCACCACCGGAACCCAAGCUUCCUUCAUGGAGAUCUUCCAGGGUGACGGUGCCAAGAUCGACAAGCUCAACGACCUUCUCUGUGAGAAGGCUGGCUUCUCUAAGACUUACGACAUCUCAACCCAGACAUACACCCGCAAGACCGAUCUCGACGUCAGCAACGCUAUUUGCGGCCUGGGCGCGACUGCCAUGCACAUCACCAAUGACAUCCGUCACCUCGCCCACUCCAAGGAGAUGGAAGAGCCUUUUGAGAAGGACCAAAUCGGUUCUUCGGCAAUGGCGUACAAGAGAUGGCACACGUCUUCACACUGGAUGCUCGCACAGGCGGCCUUAACCAGCGACCAAGACACAUUUCAACGAGCUGACACCACUACUAGAAACCCCAUGCGCAGCGAGCGCAUCUGCUCUCUCGGACGCAAGCUGCGCUCUUUGCCGGCCAACUUCGCGGAUACGUACGCGGACCAGUGGUUUGAGCGCACGCUCGACGACUCUGCUAUUCGGAGAAUAGAUAUCCCCGAGAUGUUCCUCUUGGCCGAUGCCAUCCUUCUCGGACUCGACAACGUCACGUCCGGCCUGGUCAUCUACCCUGAGGUCAUCCGCGCCCACGUGAUGGAAGAGCUCCCCUUCAUGGCAACCGAGAACAUCAUCAUGAAGAUCGUCGCCAAGGGCGGCUCGCGCCAGGAGGCCCACGAGGAGAUCCGCGUUCUGUCCCACCAGGCCGCCGAUGUCGUCAAGAAGCAGGGCGGCAAGAACGACCUCAUCGAGCGCAUCAAGGCCACCGAGUACUUCAAGCCCGUCUGGGACUCCAUCGACCAGCUCCUGGACCCCAACCUGUUCACCGGUCGUUCCGCGACCAUGGUCCAGCGCUACUGCGGCGAGGGCGGUCCUGUCCAGGAGCAGAUCAAGCCCUACGCCGAGUACAUCAAGAACACUGGCGCUGCCGAGCUCAACGUCUAA
Molecule: messenger RNA, 1545 nt
Organism: Colletotrichum lupini
Lineage: Eukaryota; Fungi; Ascomycota; Sordariomycetes; Glomerellales; Glomerellaceae
Product: adenylosuccinate lyase
Exons: 18
Coding region: 1-1545 (514 amino acids)
Biological process (GO): 'de novo' AMP biosynthetic process
Cellular component (GO): cytosol
Molecular function (GO): N6-(1,2-dicarboxyethyl)AMP AMP-lyase (fumarate-forming) activity; (S)-2-(5-amino-1-(5-phospho-D-ribosyl)imidazole-4-carboxamido) succinate lyase (fumarate-forming) activity
Source: RefSeq, a predicted model, not a curated record